Molecule: messenger RNA, 3651 nt
Organism: Papilio polytes (common Mormon)
Lineage: Eukaryota; Metazoa; Arthropoda; Insecta; Lepidoptera; Papilionidae
Product: CDK5 and ABL1 enzyme substrate 2
Exons: 9
Coding region: 111-1709 (532 amino acids)
Biological process (GO): regulation of cell cycle
Source: RefSeq, a predicted model, not a curated record
CAAACUUAAAAAUACUGCAGUGCUUUGCAUAAUUUAAAAACAUCUGAUUAUUGAUUACAUUUAAAACAUAUUUUUUAAGAUAUUAUUUUCUCAAAGAAACCGCGAUAAACAUGUCUACGAAUCGCAACAAAUAUGAAAAAGCCCGACGUCGUCUUGCAGCUGUGACAUUUUUAUCAAAUAUAUCCCUCGAUGGUACCUUCAAAGAUACAGAACUUUGCCAGUUAUUAGAAAAAAACUCCAAGGUUGACAAAUGCGAUGGUGGACUCAAAAAUGGUGAUGUUUGUCACAAUGUCGAGAACGAUACAAUGUUACGAAAUAACGUCCGCAGUCGUAACAAAGCCCCACAAAGUCCGGUUAAUCGCAUGGGAGGUGAUAAUCAUUCUAUAAGUUCGGAUUCAGAGCAUGCACAUAUCACCCCUGUUAAAAAUAGAGGAAGUCAUUCCUUCAGGGAAAGAUGUCAGUCUGGAAGUGCGGAACACAAAGAUAAGCAUUCAUCAGUGCGGAGCCGUAAAGCACACCUUCCAUCUAAUGUUACGCAGGAAGAAAAGAGCAGUACUGAAAGUCUUACCAUUGGAAGGUUUAGGACAAGCAGUACAUGUAUACCUGAAAACCACUAUUUUGCUAAAGAAGUGAGGAUCAUUCGUCCAACAAAAGGUGUUACAUUCAAAGAUGAGAGGCUAGCAAUAGCACCAAUGCAAGGUGUACCUUGCACUAUAUUUAGCACAAUACCAUAUUCCAAAACCAUUCGCAGUGUGAGAGCUGACAUUAGAAAAGAUGGGGUUCGUAGACGUAAUACGUCCGGACCUAGACCACUAUCGUCAAUAACGGACAAUGGGAUGGACCCAUUUGAUCUCCUAGGUCUAGAAAGAGAAGAACAUGGCCAAGAUAUAUCUUAUUCGAAGCUACUAGUACCAUCAAGAGUAUGUACACGAGAUCAAUAUCGUAAAAUGUAUGACGGAGAUAUUGGGGACAAAACAUCUUGGAAGAUAUUAAAUCGUCACCCUCAUGUUAUAGCUAGGACUAAGUUAUUGACGAGGCACAAGGAUAGAAAAUGGUGUUUUUCAUAUGAAUCCUCGCAACGUGCGACCAUAGCUUCAUCGCCGCCGCACUCGUCUAUAGAGACUAAAUCAUUUGAUUGGGACGAAGGAACCAUAUUGUCACAAAAAAUUGUCCAAUAUUGUCCUAACGUGUUGGACGAUCCCGAGCUAAUAGCGGGUAAACACAGGACUCUACUAACGUUUACUUCAUACAUGACCUCAAUUAUUGAUUACGUAAGACCACAGGAUCUGAAGAAAGAGCUCAAUGAUAAAUUUAGAGAGAAAUUUCCUCAUAUCAAAUUAACAUUAAGCAAACUUAGAAGUAUUAAGAAAGAAAUGCGAAAGAUAGCAAAACACGAUUGUGGAGGUAUAGAUUUGUUGUCGGUCGCUCAGGCGUACGUGUACUUCGAAAAGUUGAUUUUAGCCAAUUUGAUAAACAAAGACAACAGGAAAUUGUGCGCUGGAGCAUGUCUCUUGUUGUCAGCGAAGUUAAACGAUGUCAAAGGGGAAAUGUUAAAAGCACUGAUAGAGCGUAUAGAGACAACAUUCCGCCUGAACCGCAAGGACCUGAUGAAGUUCGAGUUCGCGGUGCUGGUGGCGCUGGAGUUCGGGCUGCACGUGGCGCCGCACGAGGUGUUCCCGCACUACCAGCGCCUGCUGCACGACUCGUGACCCGCGCCCGGCCCGCCGCGCCUCUGCCCGCGCGUCUGCCCCCGCCCCUGCCCGCGCGCCUGCCCCCGCGCCUGCCCCCGCACCGCGCGCCGCCGCGCCACGCUCGUCGACAACCUGCGGCACACCGCGUGGAUGUGAACCAGUGUUGCCAAAAUUACCUGGUUAAAUUGUGAACUGAAGAAAGUGUUGUGUUUGUGCGGGAAAUAGAUCAAUGGUGGACCGUAGCAAUGCUGCAAAAACGAAAAACCUUUCAUUAUUAGCUUAAUAUCGCUAUUUUGUUUUAAAAUUCGUUAAAUGUUUAAGCGUAAAUAGUUAAAUUUCAUUAUUCCGGGUUAAAAUCAUUGUUAAUCGAUGACUAUUUGUCAUUCAAAAGGUAUUUAAAAAUUUAAAACAAUGAUUUAAUGUAGAUUUUUCGAAAAGUCGUUGAAUUUUGGGGCUUUAAGAUUACUGCCGUAGGUCGUAGAUUUUUUAAUUUUAUUGUCUGAAAGCGUAGGACACAGCAAUUGCCGUAACAUUGGCAACACUGAUCACUGACACAGCUUACGUCAGAAUAUCUGAAUGCUGCAGAAUAUGUGACUGUCGAAGUGCGUGUACGUCUACUCGAUGAGGAUAACGGGUGAGACCAAAACAUAAUUGAAUUUAAAAAGUAUUAUAUAAAUCUAUUCACUUUUAUUAUACUAGGUAAUUAAAUGCUAGCAAUCCAUCGCACCUUCUCCAAGAUAGAUAGACCAAUCUACCUAGUUACUCACUGAUCUAUCAGCUAUAGGAAUCUUAAUAAAAAAGAAAAAUAAUUCAAUUGUUUUGGGUAAAUCCAAACCUAAAAGUGUAUCAUCAAUCAUCAAUAAUCUGUACUUUUUCUUUAAAUUCAAUUCUAGCAACUUGAAAUUAUUUAUACAUUUAUGUAUUUUUAAAAUAUUACAAUAUCCAACUAAAAGUAAGGAUAGUAAUGAAAGCAAUGCAAUUUAUAUGCAAAGAAAUGUUUUAUAGAAGCUAUGCAUUUAAAGCAAUGAUUUUUAUUUAUAAAUCAUCUAAAUGUUAAAACAAAAUGACAAAUUUUCAUAACUUAGCCAAAGAUCUAGUUUAAGGAAACAGAAAAAUCUUUGUGAAGAUUUAAAAUAUUCGAUUGAUAAGAUAUAAGUGCCUGAGUGAGAAAUGUAACUUGUUAAGUAUACAAUGUAAUUUGAGAAAUUUAUGAAUUAAUUCAGAGAAGAAAGUUGUAAAUGGAAGAUAAGUUAGGGGCCUAUUCUUGCCAAUAACAGUCCGAAAUAAUAAGUGAAAGAAAAAGAAAUCCUUAAUAUAUUUGUACCUUAAAAUGAAGAUAAUCAACAGAACAAAAAAAAAUAGUUUAACUAAAUCCUACCCCUAAUUGUCCCUAUCUUACAUGGGGUUGUGCCAAUUUUAGUCAUUGUCUAAGUCAUUUUAAAUUAUAAGUUAGUAUUUGAUGUGGUGUGAUAACUGGUAUAAAUACAAUUUGUCCGUAAUUGUAAAAAAAAUAAAUGAAGAAAAUUAUUGCUAAAAAAAAAUUGAUGCUCAAAAUAUUUUUGUACAUCGUUACAUGGUCUUUGGCAGGUGCUCUUAGAUGCUUUUUAUUAGUUUUUAAAAGUCAAAAAGUUGACAAUGUGUGAAUUUAAAAUGAUCUAAAUAUAUUUAAAACAAGAAAUGCAUAAGGAAAAAUUAUUACUAGCGAGUAUUAAAAAGUUAUUUUUAUUGUCUAAUUUUUAAUCCCAUUUGAUUAUCAUUAAUAAUUGUUUCAACACUAGUAAUCGCAAUUGAAGUAUUAUUUCACAUUCAAAUACAUACAAUUUAGUCUUGAUUAAUAAAACUACUGGACAAUAGAAUAUGAAUAUUAAUAAAAGAUAUUUUUUUUAAUUGAUAUAUGCUACAAUCAAUUAUUUUUCCUUUAUAAUUCUAAUAAUUGAGAGUCGGAUUCUAGCCAAAUUAU